CAAAUUUCAGCCAUUUUCUAUUCACAACUUUGAAUCAUCGGCUAUCGAUCCCGUAAAGCUCCAACUUCAAGGCAGGCGACAGCCCAGAAAACUUUCCAACUUCGCUCCUCUCACCUUUCGUUAACCCCAACUAUCACCAUUUUCGGCCAAACACUUUAAAUUCCCGGUGAAUCUUACAACAAAACGCAAAAGUGAAAAUUUAAAAAAAUUUAAAAAAAAAAAAAAGAAAGGAAAACUGACGAAAGAGGCAAAGAGGAAGAUCGACAUGACGUCCCGAUCGAAUCGAGACUCCUGCACGAAUACCAGCUCGAGCAAACUGUCGUUGGACUGCGGUUCGGAAGAAGACGAGAUGUACUCGUACGUGGACAUCACCGAACGUCUGAUACUAGCCAGAUCGAUUCGUCGAAUUAGCGAUCCGGUAGGUGCUGGCGACUCGAAGAACUUGUCGCUACCGAUGCGUUCGAGCCUGUUCGCCCAUGUGCCCCCGUUCAUCAUCUUCCACGCGAACGGAACCACCACCAAGCUGCCGAUCCAAAUGACCAAACAUCUGCUCUGGUGGAUGACGAAGAAAAACACGCCGAAGAUCGUGAUGGCGAUGGUCCGCAGGUCUGGAUUCAGGACCACCAGCAAGCACGCUGACAACUGGUGCGGCACUUGGUGCAGCACGUCAGCUUAUGAGAAACUCGGACGGACCAAUAAUUACUCCAAGAUCAAUCACUUUCCAAGCAGCGCCGAAUUAGGCGACAAGAUACUGCUCUGGCGGAACUUUCGACAGAUGAGAAGGAAGUUCGGCGCGAAGCAUUUCGACUACGUGCCACUGACGUUCGUUCUGCCGAGCGAGAGGCUCGGUUUGAAGGGAACGAUGAAGAAGAACGGCGGGUUCUGGAUCGUGAAGCCGCCGGACUGUUGCGCGGGUACCGGUAUCAAGGUAGUGUCGAAUCUCGACGAGAUUCCCAAUUAUCGUUCGUACGUAGCUCAGAGGUACAUCUCGCCGCCUAGAUUGAUCGACGGCGUGAAAUUCGACAUGAGGCUGUACGUGCUGUUGACCAGCAUCGAUCCUCUGAGGAUCUACGUCUACAACGAGGGUCUGGUCAGGCUGGCCACCGUCAAGUACGUCGAUCACAUGAACACACUGUCAGACAGGUUCAUGCACUUGACCAACACCAGCGUAAACAAGGUCAGCCCGAACUUCCAGCCCAACGACGAUCCGGACGCGUGCAAGGGCAACAUGUGGUCGUUGAACUGUCUGUGGAGAUAUUUGGCCACCACGGAGAGCGUGGACGCUGUGGAGAUUUGGACCAAGAUCAAGGACAUCGCUGUCAAGACCGUGAUAUCCGCGGAACCCUCUUUGUACAGAGCUUGGAAGAGAACCUCGCUGACGACGUACAAUUUCUACCAGCUUUUCGGCUUUGACGUUCUACUCGACAGUGAGUGCAGACCUUGGCUCCUCGAGGUGAACGAUUUCCCUUCGAUGGAACCAGACACGCCGUUGUGCAACCUCGUCAAGGGACAGUUGGCCAAGGAUUAUCUGAAUCUAGUUGGCUUUCACGUGCCCGAUCUGCUGACCGACAAGGAGUUGAGGCUUCUCAGAUCGUUCUACAGGAAACACGCCAUUUGCUACAAUCGGCAGUUGUACUCGAACGUACUAACGUGGCAAGAGCGAAAGAAGCAGUAUCAUUUUUUGAACAGGAAGUACAACAGGAAGUACUACCUGAGAUCGAUUCUGAAGAGUCUGACGCCUGACGACGUCCGGGUUUUGAUCAGACACGAGGACGAGAUCGCUCAGACCGGCCGUUUCGAGAGGAUAUUCCCCACGCCCGACACGUUCAACUAUUUCGCGUUUUUCGAGGAAGACAGGUACUACAAUUUGCUGUUGGACGCGUGGGAGAACGAGUACGGACGCGAUCGAUCGAGAGGUAUCGAGAGGCUGAGGAAACUUUGCAGAAAGAAGUAUCAUUUGUCUUGAAAAACACUUCAACAAAUAUAAUAUCGAGACGAUGGGUGUAAAAUUUUUGAAUAAUUUAGAAGCAAUUGAAAUUGACAAGUGUUUAAAUAACUUUGUCGCAAUACGCAAAAGAUCAACCGAUAUUGGCAAUUUCAAAUGAAAAAAGUCUCCGAUAAAUUUUGUAUCAUUUUGUAAAUAAUUCGCCAAGUAGUAUGUAAAAUAUUAAUGUGCAGCAAUUUUCUUCGACGUUUCAUGAAAUUCGUACAAGUUGUACAUUAUUUGCUUUUUUAGUUUAAUCAAUGGAAAAGAACAAACAAGGUACA
Molecule: messenger RNA, 2268 nt
Organism: Frieseomelitta varia
Lineage: Eukaryota; Metazoa; Arthropoda; Insecta; Hymenoptera; Apidae
Product: tubulin polyglutamylase TTLL4-like
Exons: 1
Coding region: 266-1966 (566 amino acids)
Biological process (GO): protein polyglutamylation; microtubule cytoskeleton organization
Cellular component (GO): cilium
Molecular function (GO): tubulin-glutamic acid ligase activity; tubulin binding
Source: RefSeq, a predicted model, not a curated record